Penicillium pulvis is the source of this 540-nucleotide messenger RNA. Its product is annotated as Vegetative incompatibility protein HET-E-1. The transcript has 2 exons. Bases 1 to 540 code for a protein of 179 amino acids. The record is from RefSeq and is a predicted model, not a curated record. NCBI's taxonomy places the organism in Eukaryota, Fungi, Ascomycota, Eurotiomycetes, Eurotiales, Aspergillaceae.
AUGCAGAGUCUGAAUCCUUUAAUCUCCUUCCCGAACAAAUCGACAUAUCGGCAAAUGAAGACUGCUUACGGGAUUCGUAUGACUGACCCUCGCGAUGACAAGCAGCGUAUUGAGGAGCUCAGUGGAGGACUACUAAAAGAAGUGUAUAUCUGGAUUCUUGACAAUGUCUAUUUCAAACGAUGGCGCUAUGAGCGACAGGAUCAACUGCUUAGGAUCAGUGGAGCCCCUGGGCAGGGCAAAACAAUGCUCGUAUGUGGAAUCAUUGAUGAGCUGAUCAAUUUUGCUUCCGAGACUUCGAUGAAACCAGCUGCGAAGACUCCGAUCGUCUCGUUUAUUUUCUGCCAGGCAAAUGACACGCGGACAAACACAGCUAAUGCAGUUCUUCGUGGCCUAAUCUUUAUGCUCGUUGAUCAGCGACCCUCGCUUAUCUCCCAUAUUCGGCAAUACUACGACAAGCGUGGGAAGCAGCUUUUUCAGGAUGCUUAUGCCUGGGAAACUUUAUCGCAAAUCCUUAUUAGUAUCCUUCAGGAUCCGCGGUAA